GUACGAGAGGCACUUGAAGGCAGCACAGACUAGGAGAAUGUGUGGAGGAACCUGUGUGUUCAUUCAGACUGAUCUGUGAGCCAUGGAGGGUGGAGGUCUGUCAGAUGAAGCUGCAUCUGCCGCCUGCAAAGAAGGAGACCCCAUCACCAAGGACUACAUGAUGCAGCAGACGAUGCUGAGGGUCAAAGAUCCGGAACGAUCUCUGGACUUCUACACUCGAAUCCUGGGCAUGACGUUGCUGCAGAAAAUCGACUUCCCCUCGAUGCGUUUCACCCUCUAUUUCCUGGGUUACGAGGACAAGCUGGACAUCCCAGCUGACAUCAAAGAGAGGACGGCGUGGACGUUCUCUCGCCGAGCCACCAUAGAGCUCACACAUAACUGGGGCUCAGAGUUAGAUGAUAAUCUGUCGUAUCACAACGGGAACAGCGACCCGCGAGGAUUUGGUCAUGUUGGCAUCGCUGUUCCUGAUGUUUACGCUGCCUGCAAAUUGUUUGAGGAGCAUGGAGUGCCAUUCAUCAAGAAAGAAGACUCAGGGAAGAUGAGGGGUCUGGCCUUCAUUCAGGACCCUGACGGCUACUGGAUUGAGAUUUUAAGCCCAAACAACAUGGUGUCAUUAAUGUCACCUUAGAGAAGAGACACACCUGGAAACACUCAGGGCAUCAUGGUUGGAUAAGACAGACUUUUUUUUACAUGUCAAACAUCCUCGUUGAUUCUGGUUUCAGUCCUGCUCCCAUUGUUUUGUGAUCUUGUUGUGUUGCUAAGUGAAGAUCUGUUUACUUCUUUUCUAAAUAACUAAAUCAAAAAAGAAAGUAAGAAAUUUGUUGUCUCUUCUUUGGAUGUGUUGAGCGUCUGUCUCAGUGUUGUAUCAUCAGAUAUCAUCAGCCCAAGGUGAAGAGAUAAAUCUCACGGUGUUAACUCUUCAUUUGCUCUGCAGAGAAAAGAGAAACGCUGCAUCCCAGUUCCAGACAUGAAUCAUUCUCAGAGAAGUCAGUGUAAUAAAUAAAUAAAAUGACCAUAUGUUUGUCUUUUCUUAUAAAUUUAAUCAACAGUCAGGACUUUCCAUCAUUUCCUGUCAGAAUAAACUGUUAGAUGUGAUGAUUUCUUGGAUCCUAACAGUAAAAUCCAUGAAUGGCUGCUACAAAGAUUAAAAUAAACUCUGACUGUUGUCAGUGAGCAGCAGCAGCGAUAACAGAAU
Molecule: messenger RNA, 1195 nt
Organism: Toxotes jaculatrix (banded archerfish)
Lineage: Eukaryota; Metazoa; Chordata; Actinopteri; Toxotidae
Product: lactoylglutathione lyase-like
Exons: 6
Coding region: 83-628 (181 amino acids)
Molecular function (GO): lactoylglutathione lyase activity; metal ion binding
Source: RefSeq, a predicted model, not a curated record